This is a messenger RNA of Paramacrobiotus metropolitanus, 1430 nucleotides long. RefSeq lists its product as uncharacterized. The transcript has a single exon. The record is from RefSeq and is a predicted model, not a curated record. The coding region runs from base 308 to 1168 and encodes 286 amino acids. Lineage: Eukaryota; Metazoa; Tardigrada; Eutardigrada; Parachela; Macrobiotidae.
UUGCUAGUGUUCGUUGAUUAAGGAAGCUUCAAUGUGCGCGAAAUUUGCUUCUUUUGAAGAAAUUAGAACAUUAGAGCCGAGGUCCUCUCAGAUUCAGUCAUUUUGUUUCUUUGGAUGAUUGUUCGUUUUGAAACGACUGAAAGAGUCGCUUCCGAGAUAGUGUUUGGCGAUCUACGCUCUAUGGCAACUGAGGUUCCUAAAAAAUCCCGUUACGACAGCUGACGCUGGUAUAGUUGAGCAUAAAAUACUGUACUAUUUUAUUCGAUGCUCCUUAGAAAAUCCCAAUGUUGCCAGUCCAUGAACGGUGAUGAACAGGGAUCGACCAUCAUCGAGUUAUCGAAGUACCCGAGUUUCCCUCCAAUCCCAGCGCGGCUAUGCUAGUAACGAUGGAGAUCCUUAUCCGGGAGCAGACAUUAUACCCUACCAGUGCCCAGCCACCCCCUGUACGCCCUGUGGAGGCGCUAUUACCUCCGCUCCAUCGGCCAGCAUGGAGACCAGCAUGGGGAUGCGUAUAUCGCGGGUGCAAGCGAUGAAGAAGCGCUUGGAUGAUUUAGAGCCAAAGGUCAACUGCAUUGAUCAGAAAAUGGAUUAUGUGCGCGAUUCAACAGAUAAAUUACGCGAUGGGCUUCUGACCAGACGCAAGGAAGUUGAAGACUUAGAAAAGGGCCUGAUUGACCGGGUAGCGCGAACUGAACAAAAAGUGCAAAAUUUUUCAAGGGAAAUCAGUGAUUUUAAGGUAGACUCGGAAACUGACAAUGCGGCCUUGCGACAGUCCGUAACUUCGCUCACGGCCGAAGUUGCCUGUAUGCGCACUUGGGUGCUGGAAAAUCUGCGACAAAUUCACACUAAACUCGACGUCAAAGAACAAGAGCACAGUCAUUUCAAAGGCCAUUUCCACGAGCGCCUUAGCGGAUGUGAGCAAGGCUGUGCUAUGCGAACCGACGACUUGCACUGUUUAAAGGCUGAGGUGGAUGCCAAAUUUGCCGCAAUCAAGGAAGCCCUUUCUGGACAGUUUCCCAGCCGAUGGUCAAGGUCGUCGGAUGGACGCAAGUCCAGAAACAGCAGUUAUGGCCGCAGUUACGAUGGCCGAAAUUCCGGCGUAACAAGCGAUCGUGGCAAUUAUCACGAGGGCCGUAAUUCCGGUUUGACGUCAGAAUGGCAACGGUGACGCUGCAAGCGCGCAACAUUACUUGACUACUUUGAAGUUUUGUUUACAUAUUACAAGAUGUAGUCGAAUUCCCGGGUUGGCAGUUCCAAAGUUACUGGACAAAGUGCCCGUAGUGAAUGUCGGGUUGUUUUGUUUUUUAAAUCUUUGUUAUUUUGUAAAGUGUCAUGUUACUGUAGAAACAGUAUAGCAAAAAUGAGUGCAAAUCAACAAAAUGGUGCUACCAGGUUAUUUUUAGCUACGAAUGAAGUUAAUACUUACUAUA